This is a messenger RNA of Melitaea cinxia (Glanville fritillary), 3310 nucleotides long. RefSeq names its product 26S proteasome non-ATPase regulatory subunit 2 (gene Rpn1). Gene Ontology annotation, biological process: regulation of protein catabolic process; proteasome-mediated ubiquitin-dependent protein catabolic process. The record is from RefSeq and is a predicted model, not a curated record. Gene Ontology annotation, molecular function: enzyme regulator activity. The transcript has 18 exons. Gene Ontology annotation, cellular component: proteasome storage granule; nucleus; proteasome regulatory particle, base subcomplex. NCBI's taxonomy places the organism in Eukaryota, Metazoa, Arthropoda, Insecta, Lepidoptera, Nymphalidae. The coding region runs from base 168 to 2954 and encodes 928 amino acids.
UGCCUUAAUCUGUUCCAGAAAUAUUAGUUCUUAGUUAUCUGUAUAUCUGUGGUAAAGUGGUAAUGCAGUGACUUGUCAAAAUUCUUAAAAUCAUCUUAUUCGCCGCAACACUGAAUAAUAAGUUUACUGCGAAUUUUGGGCUUAUAAGAUUUUAAUUAGAAAUAAAUAUGACUAUAAAAAAUAAAACGGAAGAAACAAAAAAAGAGACGACUGAUCCUGCACCAGCACCUAACGAUGAUUUGUCAGAAGAAGAUAAACGCCUCCAAGAAGAACUUAAUAUGCUGGUUGAAAAGCUUGUGGGUAACGAAGUUGACCUCUACUUACCAGCUCUACAAAUGCUAACCAACCUCAUAAGAACAUCUACAACAUCUAUGACUUCGGUACCAAAACCAUUAAAAUUUCUAAGAGAGCACUACCCAGCACUUAAGCUUGUAUAUGAGAAAAUAGAGGAUGAAAAGACAAAGAAAUAUUGUGCUGAUGUAGUCUCGGUACUCGCCAUGGGUGUCAGUGGCUCUCCUGAUGCUGCCGAAAAACGAGAAUGCCUCAAAUAUUGUAUGCUAGGAACCAUGUCAAAUGUUGGAGAAUGGGGUCAUGAGUAUGUCAGGCAACUGGAAGGCGAGAUAGCUGAAGAAUGGAAUGUUGAUAACAUGAACACAUUAUUGCCAUUGGUCCGAGAUGUUGUGGCCUUUGACAUGCAGCAUUCUGCUGAGAUUCAAGCAUGUGAUUUGCUUAUGGAAAUUGAUCGUUUAGACCUUCUCUCCCAGCAUAUGGAUCAAAGUAAUUAUCCUCGUGUAUGUCAUUAUUUAAUUGGCUGUGCCAGUUAUGUAGUGGAGCCAGAAUCAACACAGAUUUUGCAGGGUGUAUUAGACACCUACUUGCGCUUUGGAGAGUAUCCUCGUGCUUUGCUUGUGGCUAUGCAGCUCCAUGACAAAGCUAAAAGUGAAGAAGUUUUUAAUGCCUGUAAUGAUCCAUUGAUCAAAAAACAAUUAUGCUAUAUGCUAGCACGACAAUAUGUACCCUUAGAUUUGGAAGAUGAAGACCUGCGAACAAUCCUUUUAAAUGCUCAUAUAAAUGAUCAUUUUCUAAGUUUAGCCAGAGAACUUGAUAUUAUGGAACCCAAAACUCCAGAAGAAGUUUAUAAAACAUGGUUAGAAUCAGCUGGAUCGGCACUGCGGCCAUCACUGCUUGCCGAACACCCAAUAGAUUCUGCCCGACAAAAUCUCUCAGCCACUUUUGUCAAUGCAUUUGUGAAUGCUGGGUUUGGUCGAGAUAAAUUAGUCACUACCGAAGAUGGUAACAAGUGGAUGUAUAAAAAUAAAGAUCAUGGCAUGCUGUCGGCCGCGGCGUCGCUCGGCAUGAUCCACCUGUGGGACGUGGACGGCGGCCUGACGCCCAUCGACAAGUACCUGUACACGUCCGAGGAGCACAUCAAGGCGGGCGCGCUGCUAGCGCUGGGGCUCGUCAACUGCGGCGUGCGCAACGAGUGCGACCCCGCGCUGGCGCUGCUCUCCGACUACGUGCUGCACUCCAGCGUGAACCUGAGGAUCGGCAGCGUUCUGGGCCUGGGCAUCGCGUACGCGGGCACGCAGCGCGAGGACGUGCUGUCGCACCUGCUGCCCGUGCUGGCGGACGCGGCCGCGCCGCCCGAGGUGUGCGCGCUGGCGGCGCUGGCGGCCGGCCUCAUCGCCGUCGGCUCCUGCAACGGAGAAGUAACCUGUGCAAUUAUUCAGCGACUCAUCGACGAUAACAAAGAUCUACAUUCUUCUACAUAUGUUAGAUUUUUACAUUUAGGCUUGGGAUUAUGUUUCCUUGGCUGCAAGGAGCGCACGGAGGCGACGAUGGCGGCGCUGGAGGUGCUGCCGGAGCCGCAGCAGUCGCUGUGCCAGACCACGCUGUCCAUGUGCGCGUACGCUGCCACCGGCGACGUGCUGGUCGUGCAGCAGAUGCUGCACAUCUGCUCCAAGCACUACGAAACCGACAACGAACAAUCGUCGGCCGAAGAUACCGCUUUUAAGAAACAGGACAAAAAAGAAUCUAAAGAGAGCGGAAGCUCCGCUAGUGGAUCGAAAGAUGAUAAGAGCAAAAGCAAAUCAAAGGAAGGCAAAGGCAAAGAUAAAGAAAAGGAGAAGGAAAAAGAAGCUAACAAAGAAUUAUCUGCGGUACAAGCCGUAGCCACACUCGGAGUGGCCGUCAUCGCGAUGGCAGAGGAGACCGGCGCUGAAAUGUGCACACGCAUAUUUGGGCAGUUGGGGCGCUACGGCGAGCCGGCCGUGCGGCGCGCCGUGCCGCUGGCCAUCGCGCUGUGCUCCAUCUCCAACCCGCAGCUGGCCGUCAUCGACGUGCUCAACAAAUACUCGCACGACUCCGACAACGACGUCGCCUACAACGCCAUCUUCGCCAUGGGCCUCGUCGGCGCCGGCACCAACAAUGCCAGACUGGCGACGAUGCUGCGCGCGCUGGCGCUGUACCACGGCAAGUCGCCGGUGCACCUGUUCAUGGUGCGGCUGGCGCAGGGCCUGUGCCACGCGGGCAAGGGCACGGUGACGCUGAGCCCGCUGCACGCCGACCGCCGCCUCGUCAACCAGCCCGCGCUCGCCGGCCUGCUCGUUGUGCUCACCGCCUUCCUGGACUGCAAGAACAUUAUUCUCGGAAAAUCUCACUACCUCUUGUAUGUGCUGGCGACAGCGAUGCAACCUCGCUGGCUCGUGACACUUGAUGAAAAUCUUCAGCCUCUUAAUGUUAGUGUGCGCGUUGGACAGGCUGUAGAUGUUAUUGGCAAAGCAGGAACACCAAAAACUAUUGCUGGCUCUCAUACACACACUACACCUGUAUUGCUGUCAUUUGGUGAACGAGCAGAGCUAGCCACUGAUGAGUACAUUCCUCUCUCCCCUGUUAUGGAAGGCUUUGUUAUCCUCAAGAAGAACGAAGACAGCGUCAUGGCAGCCGUUCAAUAAGCAUUACUGUUAUGAUUGAUAUAGUAUUAAUGUUGUGAUGAAGUAAUUGUCAUUUUAUAAUAAUAUUCAUGUCAAAAAAAAAUUUUUUUUUCUUUUCAAUUACAACAUAAGAGAUUACAUUAAGUAGCCGAUCCAGUGUACUUCGUACUGCCAUUUUUUAUUUUUUUUUUCUUAUACAAGUGUUUAGAAUACCCCAUAUUUUUUUUUAAAUUUCUCAAUUUAUAAUAAAAAAAAAUUGUAGUACGUAUUCGUGUCGACGUAGUCACGUGUACGCAUUGCGCCUUAAUAUCCGCUCGAAUACCUAUUUUCAGCGUUAACUAAAAAUUAUAAACAAUAUAUAUAGAAACAACCCGAGA